AUGAAUGAAGAAAACCAGCAUGGUAAGUUUGAUCUCUCUGCCUAUUUUCUAAAUGGUUUCAGACAGCAAUAUAUUCCAGAGGUGAGUAAUUAUAUUGGUCCAGUCAUUAUUAAGAAAUCCCCUGUCCAUGGCCGAGGUUUGUUUGCUACCAAGGAUGUUGAGGUCGGAGAUACUCUGCUUGUGGAGAAUGCGAUUGCAGUGAGUGGCAUCUAUCGCAGGUCCAUGGCCUUUCGUAUGGAAGAGAACCCUCCGAGCAUGCUUGAGGGUCUUCACCAAGACACAGUAGAGCGAGCAGCCGCUUGUGCAAUGUCAUGUCCGAGGAUUUUGCGGCAAUUGCAGCACCUUACUGAUUCAUCUUGGCUAGAGGAUUCAGAGGUUCCGGACAUGGAGUUGUUCAAGGUAAAUAAUGGUAGUUGGAGUAAAUUUGGGGAUAACCCAGUGAAUUUCCAGAUUAAUACGUUUGAUCUCAGGAAAGCUAUGGAGUUGAACGGUCUAGUCACAUAUAUUAGCACGUAUGAAGAAAACCCAGUGAAGAAGGAUGAAGAUGAUGCCAACAGCAGCAUUGGGUUCGGGAAUGAGAAUAGCGUAAUAGAGCAAUGUGGGCUUUGGGGGCUUCCAUCUUUCAUCAACCAUUCAUGUUUUCCAAAUGCUAAAUAUAUUGUGGUUGGAAAAGCAAUGUUCAUUAUAGCCGUGAGACGAAUUGCUGCAGAGGAGGAAAUAACUGUGCCUUGCUUCUGA
This is a messenger RNA of Cryptomeria japonica (Japanese cedar), 738 nucleotides long. RefSeq lists its product as uncharacterized. The record is from RefSeq and is a predicted model, not a curated record. The coding region runs from base 1 to 738 and encodes 245 amino acids. Lineage: Eukaryota; Viridiplantae; Streptophyta; Pinopsida; Cupressales; Cupressaceae. Gene Ontology annotation, molecular function: protein binding. The transcript has a single exon.